Penicillium alfredii is the source of this 219-nucleotide messenger RNA. RefSeq lists its product as uncharacterized. The transcript has 2 exons. NCBI's taxonomy places the organism in Eukaryota, Fungi, Ascomycota, Eurotiomycetes, Eurotiales, Aspergillaceae. The coding region runs from base 1 to 219 and encodes 72 amino acids. The record is from RefSeq and is a predicted model, not a curated record.
AUGACUGCUGUUGCACAACUCGCCCGCCCUUCCAUCCGGCGCUUCUCCGCGCAUCGUCCCCGCCCCGACACUCGUGCGGCCCGUGCUGUCACCAUGUCUUGCCUCGUGUCUGGCGUCGUGCUGCCCUUUGUACCCCCCGCUCUGGAGAGCUCCCGGCAAAAGAACUCGGGGUUGACUAGCAGCAAGCCGCAUCCGCCCCUCUGCUUCCAUGCUCGCUAG